AUGGCAUCAUGCAAAACAUGGAACAAAGAAAUGUCUCGCGAAUUUUCUCUGUAUAAGCGAGUAAUGUGGCCGCUCGGUUCAUGGCCUUUAGAUCAUGGUAGAAACUUUGCAAAAUUGCGUGCGCUGCUUCUUAUACUCACACAGACUACGAUGAUAGUUUAUAUAGGCGUGGACAUUAGUUUUCACAGCAAUGUCACUUUGGUUAUGGUCAUCGAUCAUUUCAUAUUAGGGUCAUGCGCGACUUUGACUAUCGUAAGGAUAGCGAUGAUACGGUUGCAUCGCGACAAUUUGUUAAAAAACCUUGUUAAUGCAUCGAAUGACUGGACGUAUAUCACAAAACAGGAUCAUCGACAAGUCAUGUUUCGCUACACCAACUUAGGCAGAUUUGUCUUUUUCUUUCAAAUUGGUUUCUCGUAUUUUGCCAUUAUGCCGUUGAUAGUUGAAUCACUUUUAUCCUUUGCGACGAUGCCUUCAGAAAACGUAACAUUAACUGCAAAAUCCGAGAAAGAGAUGCGAGCAAUGCAGCUACCUCUAGAGAUGAUCUGUCCGUUCGAUGAUCAGAUCGUUUGCUUCAGUAUGUGUAUUCUUCAAUCUAUUCAGCUGAUCAGCACAUGCGCGGGGUAUGUUGGCAGUGAUGUUUUCUUCUUCGGUGUUUGCAUGCAUCUUUGUGGACAAUUGGAAGUGCUCGGCCAAGAAUUGCUGCAGUUUCACGAAAGAAAGAAGAAUGGUUAUUGGAAACGAAGUAAAAUGAUCACACUGAUCGAGAGGCACUGUUUGCUUCUGAAUCUAGCCAAAGACAUCGUUGCUGUACUUGAUAUCAUUUUGAUUGCUCAGCUGAUUCUCCACGCUAUGUUUAUAUGUUUAAUAGGAUUAAUGUUUAUUGAAUCGUUGAUAAAUAGUGAUUUUGUUCUUGUCAUGAGAAGUAUAAGCUCUAUUAAUAUAGUGAUGAUACAGCUGUUCUUAUACAGCUAUAUGGGAGAAACUCUGUCAUCAAGAACGCAAGCAAUUUCUCAUGCCAUUUAUUUAAGUAAGUGGUACGACUUGCCUACAAAUAUUCUGCGAGAUGUUAUUCUAGCAUUGAAAGACAACGACACUGCUAUGGCAACAAAAAGUAUAAUGACUAUGAUGAUAAUUUAUAUAGGCGUGGACAUUAGUUUUCACAACAAUGUCACUCUGAUUAUGGUCAUCGAUCACCUCAUGCUAGCAUCAUGCGGGACUUUGGCUAUUGUAAAGAUAGCGGUGAUACGGUUGCAUCGCGACAACUUGUUGAAAAUCCUCGUCAAUGCAUCGAAUGACUGGACGUAUAUCACAAAACAGGAUCAUCGGCAAGUCAUGUUUCGUUACACUAAUCUAGGCAGAUUUGUCUUCUUCUUUCAGAUGGGUUCCACGUAUUUUGUCAUUAUGCCGUUAAUAGUUGAAUCACUUUUAUCCUUUGUGACGAUGCCUUCACAAAACGUAACAUUAACUGCAAAAUCCGAGAAAGAAAUGCAGCUACCUCAAGAGAUGAUUUGUCCAUUCGAUAGUCAGAUCGUUUGCUUCAGUAUGUGUAUUCUUCAAUUUAUUCAGCUGAUCAGCACAUGCACGGGGAAUGUUGGCAGCGAUGUUUUCCUCUUCGGUAUUUGUAUGCAUCUCUGUGGACAAUUGGAAGUGCUCGACCGAGAAUUGCUGAAAUUUCACGAAAGAAAGGAGAAUGGUUAUUGGAAACGAUGUAAAAUGGUCACACUGAUCGAGAGGCACUGUUUGCUUCUAAAUCUAGCCAAAGACAUCGUUUCUGUACUCGAUAUCAUUUUGAUUGCUCAGCUGAUUCUCCACGCUUUGUUUAUAUGUUUAAUAGGAUUAAUGUUUAUUGAAUCGUUGGUAAAUAGUGAUUUUGUUCUUGUCAUGAGAAGUAUAAGCUCUAUUAAUAUAGUGAUGAUACAGCUGUUCUUAUACAGCUAUAUGGGAGAAACUCUGUCAUCAAGAACGCAAGCAAUUUCUAACGCCAUUUAUUUAAGUAAGUGGUACGACUUGCCUACAAACAUUCUGCGAGAUGUAUAUUUCAUAAUAGCUCGUGCUAAUGUACCCGUUCGUUUAAAAAGCAUAAUAGUGAUCUUGCCUUCCAUGGAGUUUUACAUGGGCUGUACUAACACGGAGCAGAAUAUAGACGGUCUUAUGUUAGCCUGUUGUGGUGUACUCGGAGUGUUCAAGACUAUAUGUUUCCGUAUUUACGCGAAAAACUUAACUGACAAUUACAGUUCUGCCCGGAAUGAUUAUUUGACGAUUGAAAACACAGAGAACCGUGCUAUCAUGCGGAAACACGCUUCUAUGGGAAGAAUUCUCUCCUGUUUCAUGGUGUGUUUCUCUUACAUUAGUGUAAUGAUAUAUUCGCUAAUACCCCUUCUUGGUGAAGAUCUGGUUGAUGAUCAAGAUGAUCAAAUCAACAGAACAAAUGAAGGCCAAAUGAACCAAAUAGUAUUGGACUAUCCAAUGCCGUCAAGAUGCGCGUUAGAAUAUUUGCACGUCCCAAGGAGCAUGUAUGAAUUUAUCUGUAUCUUCGAGUUUAUUGUGCUAAUACUUACGUGUACCUGUAAUCACGGUAAUGAUUCUUUGUUUCUCAAUAUUACAUUGCAUAUGUGCGGCCAAGUAAAAAUUCUUAAAGCCAAUUUCGUCAAUUUUGCUGUCUCAAAUCCACAAGUCUACGAUCGUUUCAAUGAUCUAAUUCAGAGGCAUAUUUGUCUGAUGGAAUUAUCCAAGGAACUGACCGAAUCGAUCAGUGUAGUUUUGUUAACGCAGUUAUUUAUUAGCAGCAUUCUGCUGUGUAUAAUGGGAUUUCAAUUUAUCUCAGCGUUAAAAACACACAACGUUGUUGUUAUGGGGAAAAGCGCUAUGGUAUUGUGUACCUUCUUAACGCAGUUGUCCAUAUAUAGUUUUGUCGGUGAUCAUUUGAAGUCUCAAAUGGAAGAAAUUGGAUUUUUCAUUUAUCAAAGCAACUGGUUGGUCAGUGCGGAAGGACUAGAUGCGUAUAGACGUAGUAAUUUGCUUCGGGGCAAAAGUAAGCCAUCGACCCGAGCAAUAUCCGGUCACGCAGGACUACAAUUUUUCUUUUUGAGGUCGAAACCAACUAAUACAUCGCAGAACAUGAAGACGAAUUGGAACAGUGGUAUAGAUUAUGGUUUCUCUAUGAUAAAAUCGAUGAUGUGGAUACUUGGUUUAUGGCCUUUGCAGCAGGAUAAUAUAGUUUACACGAUUCAGUGGUUCAUAAUAUUUAUAGCAGGGUCUCUCACAAUGAUCAACGUGCUGAUAGAAGCUUUCAAGAGCUGUGAUGCUGUUAGAGACGGUUUGGAUAUUCUUCGUCUAAUAGAAAGCUGCAUGCAUGCGUGGUCGAACAUUGUUUUUCCGCGAAUUUACAUGAAAAAGAUUGCCAUUAAUCUUAAUUCUGCAAUCGACGACUGGUCAUCUCCGUCUAUGAAGAAAGAGUCGCGCAUGGUGAUGAUGGGAUAUGCACGUGCAGGACGUCUAAUCGCCCUGACUCACUUGAUCGCUGGAGCAACAGCAGGCGCCUUAUGGUUCAUAUCCGUCUUCCUCAGCAAUAAACAAGAGGCUGCAAUUAUAAAUAAUGAUACUGUAGCUACAUGGAAUUUUGUCAUUCCGUCAACGUGUCUGUACAAAGGGGUUUCGUAUUCCACGUACAAAAUAUUGUUUAUGAUGCAAGUAAUACAAGGAUCUUUGAUAUUGAUAUCAGAAUGCGCUUGCGACAGUUUUUUCUUCGGCAUCACUAUGCAUCUUUGCGGUCAACUAGAACUUUUGAGGAUACAAUUUACGGAGAUCAGCAAGAAACAUUACGACGAAAAGUGUCAUAGAAAUGUUUUAGGGCCAUUGGUCAAAAGACAUUGCCAGUUGAUAGCAUUGACCAAAAAUAUUGAAGACGCUUUUAAUAUCAACAUUUUAUUACGACUUUUAAUAAUUAGCGUAGUUAUUGCAUCUUCAGGAGUAGGGAUUCUCCUGUCAAUCAAGCAACAAGAUUAUAAGGAAAUGAUAAAAAUGUUCAUGUCUAUUCAAUUUUAUAUGGUACAAACUUUUUUGUAUACGUAUGCCGGCGAUACUUUGAAGAAUCGAAGCGAGUCAAUUGUCUAUGCCAUAUACAGCACCGCAUGGGACGAAAUGUCACCUGUCAUGGUGAAAGAUCUGAUAUUCAUUAUGAUGAGAAUGAAGACUCCUCUUCGAAUCAUGCAUCUCUCCUUGACUGCCAUAAUGUCAUCGAAUGACGAUAUAGCGUACGCUAUGACCCUCGUCAAACACUUAACUGUACCCAUAGGUGCUUGGCCCUUGCAAGAAUACAAUAAGUUCGCUUUAUUGUGUCAUAUCUUGUCUAGUUUUGGGUUGAGUGUGGUGGUAAUCAUACAAUAUCUCGAACUCUAUUACAAUUGCACAAGCGCGACCGCGAAUCUUGAUGCUCUCACGCUCUUUUCAUGCGGUAUUCUUGCUUUAACAAAAAUAAUAUGGUUUCGUAUAUAUGCUGAUAAUCUGAUUUGCAAUUAUUCUUCUGCUAUGAAUGAUUAUGCUACAAUCGACACCGAGGAGAAGCGCAUCAUUAUGCGAAAUCACGCUUUCUGGGGAAGGAUAAUCUGCAUUAUUGCCUUAUUGAUAUCUUAUGUCGAUUCGGUGAUAUUCAUCGUGGGACACGCACAACUAAGCAGCGAGGAAGCUAAAACUAAUAUAACUAUCCUGGGCCAUCAAGCAGGGUAUGCUAUUCCGUCAACAUGUAGUGAUUCUGUAUUUCUUCAUAUUGUAUUACACGUGUGCGGUCAACUGGAAAUUUUAAAGGCAAAUUUUAUUAACUUUGACGUAACAAGUCCAAAAGUCUAUGAACGUUUUAACACAUUAAUUUUGAGACACGAUCAUUUGAUAAGAAUGACCAGAAAGCUUGCUGAAAUAAUUAGAUUCGUUUUGAUGGUACAACUUUUUGUCAGCAGUAUGCUUAUAAUUAUAGUAGGAUUCCAAUUUAUCAUUGCCUUAACAACUAACGACUAUGGUAUGAUGUCAAAAAGUUUUUUGGUACUUAGCGCUUUUUUGGUGCAAUUAACGCUAUAUAGUGUUGUCGGAGAUUAUUUAAAGACGCAGAUGGAAGAAGUCGCGCAGUCUGUUUAUUAUAGCUUUUGGUAUGAUCUUCCUGUAAAAGUAACAAAAAGCAUGGUAUUUAUCAUGAUGUGGACUCAGUUUCCGAUUAAACUACAAGCUGGACACUUUGUUGUAGUAGAUUUGGGAACUUACAUGAGCAUUUUAAAAACGUCUAUUUCAUAUUUAUCCGUUUUACGCACCGCGAUGAUGAUCAUGUUAUUCCUCGAAAUCAUUUUCGGUAGCGGCGAUGCAUAUAUAAAACUUGAUGCUCUUAUGCUUAUGUUCUGCAACGUUCUCUCUGUACUGAAGCUAUUGUCAUUCCGCAUAUAUGCCGAUAAUAUGAUUCGCAAUUUCACGUCUGCUAUAAACGAUUAUCUCGCGAUCGACAACAAAAAGAAGCGCGCGAUCAUGCGGCAACAUGCAUUCAUGGGAAGAAUGAUUAGCUGCAGUAUCUUAUUUUUCGCUUAUUUGGCUUCAACAAUUUUCUGUCUGGUGCCUAUAAUAGCUGGCGAUGGAGAAAAUAUUCAACUUAAUAUAUCCAUUAAAAACCAAGCAUCGGAUUUACCCAUACCUUUAACAUGGUCGUUAGGAAGCUAUCGUCUCUCUACGAGUUUAUUCUUCGUGAUAUCUAUAGUGCAAUAUUUUCUAUUGGUGCUCAAUAGCAACUGCAAUUGUGGUAGUGAUUCAAUUUUCCUUGCUAUCAGUACACAUGUUUGUGGACAAAUGGAAAUCCUAAAAAUGGAAUUUGUCAAUUAUGGCGUGGAAAGCAAGAACAUAUUUGAUGAUUUUUCAAUAUUGGCAUCAAGACAUCAUUAUCUAAUAGAGCAUGCGGAACUUCUGGUCGAAGUAAUAAGUUUCGUUUUGCUCGUGCAAAUAAUGUUUAGUUGUCUUAUUAUUUGUUUGAUUGCUUCAUCAAUUUUUACACUGGCACCUAUGAUAACAGGCGAUGAGGAUGUCCAAGUUAAUGUAUCCAUUAAAAAUCAAGCAGCAAAAUUACCCGUGCCCAUAACAUUUUUAGGGGAUUUACAAAUUCCUACGGGUAUAUACUUCGUAAUCUCUACGGUGCAAUAUUUUAUACUGCUGCUUACUGGUACCAGCAAUUGUGGUUUUCAAUUUAUCUUGGCAUUGAAAUCGCAUGAUGUAAUAAUGAUAACUAAAACUAUUACAGUGCUGAGUACUCUACUGUUACAGUUAUUCUUCUACAGUUUUGUGGGCGAUUAUAUGAAGUGUCAAAUGGAACAAGUCGCUCACUCAAUUUACAGCUCCAACUGGUAUUACUUACCAACUAAAUUGAUGAGGAACGUUUCGUUAGUAAUCAUGAGAUCGCAACAACCUGUUCAAUUGCUAGCGGCUUCAUCAAUUUUCAUGCUGACGCCUAUGCUAGCAGGCAAUAAGAACAUCCAAAUUAAUGUAUCUAUUAAAAACCAAGCAUCGGAAUUACCCGUGCCCUUAACAUGGGCUUUAGGAAAUUUUAAUCUCUCUACGAAUUUAUACUUGUUGAUCUCUGCGGUGCAGUAUAUCCUAUUGGUGCUUAACAGCACUAGCGAUUGUGGUAAUAAACAAAUUAUUAAUAUCGAAGAGACU
Messenger RNA from Mycetomoellerius zeteki, 6681 nucleotides. RefSeq lists its product as uncharacterized. Gene Ontology annotation, biological process: sensory perception of smell; detection of chemical stimulus involved in sensory perception of smell. Gene Ontology annotation, molecular function: olfactory receptor activity; odorant binding. The transcript is spliced from 22 exons. NCBI's taxonomy places the organism in Eukaryota, Metazoa, Arthropoda, Insecta, Hymenoptera, Formicidae. Gene Ontology annotation, cellular component: plasma membrane. The record is from RefSeq and is a predicted model, not a curated record. The annotation marks the transcript as partial.